This is a messenger RNA of Aureobasidium subglaciale EXF-2481, 897 nucleotides long. RefSeq lists its product as uncharacterized. Bases 1 to 897 code for a protein of 298 amino acids. The transcript has 2 exons. NCBI's taxonomy places the organism in Eukaryota, Fungi, Ascomycota, Dothideomycetes, Dothideales, Saccotheciaceae. The record is from RefSeq and is a predicted model, not a curated record.
AUGAAGUUCACAUUCGCUACCACCGUCACUCUCGCCUCUCUGUCGUCUGUCCUGGCAGUCCCAGCAACAAAGCAAGCCGCUGCUGAGAAGUGCGUUCCCCUGGAUUCCACCUUCCAGCUCAACGUCCCCCAUGGCUCAACCGAGAUUCCUCUUGUAAUUUACGGUGGCUUCAAGUGGAAGAUUCCCAAGGCUGCAGCUGAGGGAUCUCUUGUCUCUUUCUUCGGAAAUUUCAGAAACAACCAGACCACUUCCUCUCAAGUCACGACGGUUUCAAACUCGACCUCAGAGGACGGCGGACCUUCGACAAGCAGUGGUUCAGCAUUCGCAAAUGGAACACAAAUCAUCACCACCACCUUCUCAAGUGGCAAUGCAUCUAGCGCAGCAGCAGGAGCCCAAGACACCACAACCAGCAGCUCCACCUCCUCCUCCGGCGACUCAAACUCCACCGCCAUAGCAAACGCAGCAGGCGUAGUCUCCAUCGUCACAAACGCCACAGUCGCCGAAGCUUCAAACGCCCAAUCCCUUCAGAACGAGCGUCAAGCCGCCGCAGCAACAUCCUGUGCCGCCGACAACGAUGGCGCCUCUGCCUCUGCCGAUCAAAUCAACACUGUAACUUUCUCCUCUGCUGAUGGUGUGCAAUAUGAGAAUACUGCUUAUGCGGCUUGCUCGGCUGGUGUGGUGGCACCUAGCAGUGGAAGUACUGGAAGUUCGUCUUCGGGGAGUCAGGCUAGUGUUAGUGGGGUUACUGCGCAGGUCACUUGUGAUGGUACGACUACUACUGUUGUGGAUGAUAACACUUCUUAUGCUAUUACAGUCAAGGGAAGUUACUGCCAAAAGUCGGGCUUCUCGGGUGCUCUCGUUGGACAGAGGGUCGCUCAUGCAGAGGCAGAGUGUUAA